CGACGUCAGUAACCUCGUCAUAAUAAAACUGAUUUUGGGAUAAACGAAUUUUCUAAAGCAGCGACGCGUGUUUGAAAAUCUGCCAUCGACAAUUUCGUCAAAUUCAAAGCCAAAUCCGGCCUUGGCUUCCCUAUAAUUCCCAGUUUGCUUCCCCACCACUCAAGGACCUUGGAAUCCGAAAUCAAAAAUGGCUUCCAUCUACUGCUGUACAGAGUGCGGAACCAACCUAAACUUAAGCACAACCCAUCUCUUCCCUCCAGACUUCUACUUCGAAGCGGGAAACAAGGGCACCCUCUCCUUCGCCUUGAUCGACGCCUCCAAGUUCAAGUUAGAGAAAGAGGACAAGAUCAGGCCUUUUUUUGAGACCGUUAAUUACUGGGGGAUCGUACGAAACAGGACCAAGAUCAAGUGCAAUAACUGUGGCAAACUCGUUGGUUAUGUUUAUGAUGACGGUCCUCCUCUCACCAACAGUCCCGGUCAAUACCAUUUUGGGCCCAGUCAGGUGAUCCCUAGAGCUCCUAGAUAUCGGUUCAAGACCAAGGCGCUUAACAUCAUGUCUGAAACUUGAAGAACUUUUCUGAUUAUGGUUUCUGGUUUUUGUAGAUAUUUUGGGUUGGGGGUUUCUUUGGUUUGGUCUAUGUAUACGGACGAUCUUGUUAUGUGAAUUUCGAUCACUCUAUUUCUUCAAUCCAAUAGAGAUUUUUAUGCCAAUUAAAGAGAAUCCAUCUCAUCAUUCCCUUCAGUUUAUUAAAUUGAUUCGUUCUUUUUUUUUUUCUUGAACUUUAGAUUUGAUUGGUGAUAUUUUAGGCUGCGGUUUGCAGAGUCAGAUACGAAACUAAUAGGGGGUUUGAAAUUGAACAGAACAAAGGUCGCAUGUUCCUGUCGGAGAACCAGGAAUGCGUCUAAUAUCUAACAGUUUCAGGAGAUGUUGAUGUGUUGCAGGUAUCAACCUCAGCAAAAACCAUAUAUGGAAGCCUUGAAUUAUCCACCGUGAUGAUAAUUUCAGAACGUAAUCUCAAUCGUAUUCAACCACCUAUUGCGAUGCUUACUCUGUCGCAGAGGUAGGUUGCUAAGUGAUAACUUCAAUAAAUAGAACCAAUCAGACUCAGCUGUUUGCAAGGGUAGUAAAUUCCCAGAUCAAGAAAUUGUUUAUUUUGGUCUUAGCUGAUAAAAAGUUUCGGGUGAACCUUGUAUCAUCGGAGUAAAUACUGGUGCUAAUGACUUGAAAUUCGUUUCUGCAAUUUACCUUGUUGCAUCAGUCUAUUCCAUGGUUUGAGUUGCAGUGAAAGUCCACUGCUAAAUAAAAUUUUGAGGGAACAUCAAGGAUGGUUCUCAUUAAUUGAUUCUCAUUGAUCUAUUAAAUAUGAAAGGGUUUAUCCAAACCAUGGGAACAACCAUUGGAUUAUUCUGGAGUCUGGACUGUUGGGCGAUUUAAUUGGACCUGAUUUUGAGUUGGGGUUAGUGGUAGGUAUGUGUUUGACCGAAGAAAAAUAUUGAUUAAACCAUUUCCCAGAACUUUUCUUCGGCCUAAUUUUUUAUAUGGCAGUUUCUUUCAUUCCAGUAUAUGGAUUAUCCAUAUCUUACUUGUCUUCACUUGUCAUUCUUACUACUUGAAAUUGCAUCUACCGGUCAAAAUUUUGCAUGCUGGUUAGUGUUGAGAAACCAGCCAAGCAAUUCCAAAAUUGAAAACCUUAGAGCACCCAAGAAACCAAUCUAUCACUCACAGUUGAAAGUUAGGUUGGAUUAGUAGCUGUGGGGGGUUGGUUAUGGAAGUGGCUUGUUACUUAUUCAAUAAUUUGUACCCUGCUAUUUUGUUAUUUCACCUGAUCAUCUCAAACUUGGACUUGAGGCAAAGCUAAGUAGCAUAUUCAACCAAAGAGUUCUAUGAUUAUGAAUCCAACAAAGUUGGAAACUGACAGUAUCAUUGGUAAGCCUAAACAGGCAAUCCCCCCACCGCCACUUCCAAGAUUCUGGGCAAGGAAGACUACUGCCGACAGUAUAACAAACCGAGAGAUUGCCAAGUUCUGGAGGCAGAAGCGCAUUGAAGAAGAGGAUCACCUACUGGCUGCCAUCAAGGCUGCAGCACGCAUCAGGGCCCGCAAUCUGUCGGAGGAAGACUGUUAAGUGUUUUGAAGAGUCACUGAGCAAUGAAGAUAACAACGCUAAGGAGAAGAUCACAGCCCCAACCAACAACGGAAAAGGAGAUAAAAAAAAUAAUGAAAUUCGUGUGGGAAUAAAGGACUGGUGGACAAAGAGCAAGUAUGCGUACUUAAACCAACCAGCUGUUGAAUCCAUGGGCGAUCCAAGCGAGGAGCAUCCACUUAUUUU
This is a messenger RNA of Durio zibethinus, 2328 nucleotides long. The record is from RefSeq and is a predicted model, not a curated record. Lineage: Eukaryota; Viridiplantae; Streptophyta; Magnoliopsida; Malvales; Malvaceae.